Molecule: messenger RNA, 525 nt
Organism: Mercurialis annua (annual mercury)
Lineage: Eukaryota; Viridiplantae; Streptophyta; Magnoliopsida; Malpighiales; Euphorbiaceae
Exons: 2
Coding region: 1-525 (174 amino acids)
Biological process (GO): DNA integration
Molecular function (GO): nucleic acid binding
Source: RefSeq, a predicted model, not a curated record
AUGGGUAUACCUAAGACACUGGUCACGGACAACGGAAAGCAGUUCGACAGUACUACAUUCAGAGGCUUUUGUGAGAAGUUGGGCAUAAACUUGCAGUUCGCAUUAGUGGUGCAUCCGCAAAACAACAGAAAGAUAGAGAUUACAAACAGAACAAUUUGCAAAGGGUUGAAGAAAAGACUAGACGAAGCAAAAGACAAUUGGGCGGAGGAACUACACAGUUGGAAAUUGGAAUGCCUACGAUACGAACAAAAAACCACAAUAAAGAAGCAAAUGAAUAAAAUUGCGGCUGUCGAGAGAAUAACUGGAAGAAAAAAGACAUAUGGCAAACAUACGAGUAGAAGCAUACCGAAGCCAAGCGGCGAGAUACCACAACAAGAGAGAACAACCGCAGGAAUUCAAAGUGGGAGACCUGGUCGUAAGAGAUGCCGAAAUAGGUAUACACAAUGCUGGGGUAGGCAAACUCGAAAGCAAUUGGGAAGGAUCGUACAGGGUAACCAAGACAAUAGAAGUAGAGAUUAUGAAUGA